Helicoverpa armigera (cotton bollworm) is the source of this 6988-nucleotide messenger RNA. Its product is annotated as glutamate receptor 1. The record is from RefSeq and is a predicted model, not a curated record. NCBI's taxonomy places the organism in Eukaryota, Metazoa, Arthropoda, Insecta, Lepidoptera, Noctuidae. Bases 172 to 2874 code for a protein of 900 amino acids. Gene Ontology annotation, molecular function: transmitter-gated monoatomic ion channel activity involved in regulation of postsynaptic membrane potential; glutamate receptor activity. Gene Ontology annotation, biological process: synaptic transmission, glutamatergic; modulation of chemical synaptic transmission; monoatomic ion transport. The transcript has 18 exons. Gene Ontology annotation, cellular component: postsynaptic density membrane; plasma membrane.
CUCGCUCGCCAUCAGUCGCCCCUAAGUCUCAGGUUUGCACACAGCAUCCCGACACAUUAUUGCCUUGAAUUUCCAAUACUAUAGCAACUAAAGCCUAUUAAAUAACGCAAAGUUUACUAUGAUAUUUUCGAAAUAACGUGUCAGCUUAUCUAAGACAGAUCCGGCCGAAAAAUGGUGUUUAAUACUUUUUACGCGACACGAUAUACCGGCGUGUUGUUGUUAAACGCAGUGAUAUUGUCAGCACAGCCUUUUGCAGUCGAAAAAAUAGCUGUCGGUGCAAUUUUCGACCAGAACACAGAAGAGAUCCAGAAUGUAUUCAAGUAUGCGAUGACGAUCCACAAUCAGAACAUAAGCAGUCGUCGCCUCGAGCUACAGGCCUACGUCGAUGUCAUCAACACCGCUGACGCCUUCAAGCUUUCCCGACUCAUAUGCAACCAGUUCGCGCGAGGGGUGUUUGCUAUGUUGGGUGCGGUUACGCCGGAAUCUUUCGACACUCUGCAUUCGUACACCAACACGUUUCAAAUGCCGUUUGUCACACCAUGGUUCCCUGAAAAGGUUAUCCCGCCAUCGUCCGGACUAAUCGACCACGCCGUGAGUAUGCGACCCGAUUACCAUAAAGCAAUCGUGGACACAAUCCUAUACUAUGGCUGGAAGGAAAUCAUUUACAUGUACGACUCGCACGAUGGAUUACUGCGACUUCAGCAACUAUACCAGACUAUGCAGCCCGGCCGAACCGCGUUCCGCAUCGCACUCGUCAAGAGAAUUAAUAACGCUUCUGAUGCUAUAGAAUUCUUGUUGGCUUUAGAACAAUAUGACCGUUGGGGGAACAAGCGGAUAGUACUAGAUUGCAAUGCGAAAAACGCCAAAAGCAUAUUGGUCGAACAUGUUCGGAAAGUGCAAUUGGGACGCAGGACCUAUCACUACAUGCUCAGUGGACUGGUUAUGGACGAUCAUUGGGAAAACGAAGUAACAGAAUACGGCGCAGUCAAUAUAACUGGGUUUCGCAUCGUCGACCACUCGCGCAAGAUUGUGCGCGAUUUCAUGGACGGUUUGCGGCGAAUGGACCCUCGGUUCAAGGGGACUAUAUCGGCGGAGACAGCGCUUAUGUAUGAUGGUGUCCAAGUCUUGAUGGAUGCUCUUGGGAGAUUGUGGAGGAAGAAGCCGGAUGCGUUCAGGAGUGCGUUGAGACGUGCGGCAGGCCAGGCCAACUCCACUAAAGUCAUUGACUGUAAUCCUGGAAAAAGCUGGGUGGUGCCCUUCGAACAUGGGGAUAAAAUAUCCAGACUUAUCAAAAAGACUGAUAUUGAGGGUCUCACUGGGAACAUAUCAUUCAAUGAAGAGGGACAUCGACACAACUUUACCUUGCAUGUGGUUGAAAUGACAGUUCAAAGUGCCAUGCUGAAGGUUGCAACAUGGAGUGAUGCCCACGGGCUUCAGGUCGCCACACCAAGAUAUGUUCAGCUUCGUUCACCUGCCUCGUACGAUACUAACAAAACAUACAUCGUGACCUCUUUUCUUGAAGAACCUUAUCUAAUGCAGAAACCGAUAGAAUUUGGUCAGAAAGAAGAGUUAUUUGGAUUUUGCAAAGAUUUAAUGGAUGUCAUUGCGAAAAAAAUGGGAAUCAAAUACAAACUAAAACUAUCGAAUGACGCCAAUUAUGCAAGUGACGCCUUACCAGACAUUCACAGCGGCGUAGUAGGUGAAAUUGUGAGAAAGGAGGCAGACAUAGCGAUUGCACCAUUCGCAGUAACACCUGAACGUGAGCGAUUAGUGGACUUCAGCGAGCCGUUUCUCACGCUGGACACCCCGAUCGCUUACACGAGGACCCCAAGGCAGUUAUCGGACACAUUCAGUUUUCUUCGACCAUUAUCAAAAGAAAUAUGGCUCUGUGUGCUGUUCAGCUUCUUUGCUGUCAGCAUUGUCCUCUUCUUAGUAUCAAGGUUCUCUCCGCACGAAUGGAAAUCAGUUUCUAUAUCUGACACCCAAUUGGAUCAUACCAUGAGCAGCACGAGUGAGAUUAUUUUGCACAAUGAAUUCAGUAUUUGGAAUUCGUUCUGGUUUUCGCUGGGAUCUUUUAUGCAACAAGGCAGCGACGUGGUACCGAGGUCUUUAUCGGGAAGAAUUGUUGGGACAGUAUGGUGGUUCUUUGCCCUCAUCCUAGUUUGCUCUUACACAGCAAAUCUGGCAGCAUAUCUCAUUGUGGAGCGAAUAGCAGAACCAGCCCUUUCUACUGUCAGCUAUUCACCAAACAUUGCGCAUACUGAAAGCAGCAGUUUAAAUUUUCGGAACAAUUUUGUGAAGGAUCCUGUCCUAAAUGAAGAGGCUAUAUCAGCUUAUUCUGAUGACGGUGAAGCGUGUGGCCCUUCGCGUGUUUGCCGAUAUAAGCACGUUAAUUUCGCUUUCGCCACGGCAAAGGGAUCGCCUCUCAGGGAAGCAAUAAACUUGGCGAUAGUGAAUUUGAAAAAGGAAGACUUUAUAACUAAGCUUUGGCGCAAAUGGGCUACUUAUAACAAGAAGCCGGAUUGUGAAAUGAUCAAAGACGAGGAGACAACAAUAACAGAAAUGACGUUGAGCCAAGUGGCGGGUAUAUUCUAUGUGUUAGUGGGAGGCUUGGCGCUAGCUCUCGGGGUGGCACUGGUAGAAUUCUGCCAGCACGGGCGCGCCGAGGCGGCGCGAGCAAACGUGCCUCUUCGGGCUGCGCUCCGGGCUAAAGCUCGCCUCGCCUCUCGUACGGAGCGCAAAACGCCGCCACAACGAACACAAGGCGAUCACGAACGCCUCGGGUGGAAUGGUGCGGCUUUUGCAGGGUACUUCACGUCGGGUACGCAAAUCUCUCAGGAGGAUGCUGUCCACGCCAGUUUCACGCAUGUCUGAUCCGCGGAGAAGACCGGCGCCAACGUGCGCCAGUCUUCUACCACUAAAAUACCAAACAACGGCGUUGAUCUCUACCAACUUUAAACCUACACUUGUGGUCAUGCAUAGAACCAAUGGUUUUUAUAAGGGGUUUUUUGUAAUUCUCAAUUCAGUGUUGUUUGUAUGACCACCGUUCAGGCUUGUGCAAGAUUGAUAUAAUUUUUAACUCGUUAUCCUCAACGUGUUUUCAGUAUUUGUUAUAUCAAUGAGCUGUUUUGUAAUUUAUUUUAAUUAGUAAUUUACCAUCGAUACAACUACUGGAAUUAUAAUAAUAUAAUAUAAUAUAUAAUAUAUAUAAUGUCGGGACACCUUUUCACACACGGUUGGUUAGCCCCAUGGUAAGUUAUGAAUUAACUUGUGUUAUGGGUGCUAACACAACUGAUAAACUACAUAUAGCUACACAUAUACAUAUUUAUAAAUACAUAUUGUAACACCCAGACCACGACCAACAAGCAUGCUCAUCACACAAAUGUCGACCGAACCGGGAAUCGAACCCGGGACCUCAGAUUCGGCAGUCCGGCUUGGUGACCAUUGCGCCACAGAGGUCGUCAAUAAUUCAAGAUUUUAUCCUAAAAAAUAACAUUAUAGGGUGUUACUUCAUCUAAAUUGUAUAUUCGGAAUCUUAGUUUUUGUUGUAAGUUAUAAGCAAUCAACUUGCAUGAAAUUUAGUAUUUCUUGAACUCUGGAGAAGGUGUACCUACGACAGUUUCAUUUGGAAGUAGAAACUGUGGGAAAAGUGAUAAAAAUACACUUCAUUACAAAUUGUAUAAGCAUGCGUUAUUCGUCAACUCGCCACUCUAGACUCACCACGAAUGUGUCCAGUUGGUGAAACUCAAAAUUUGUACAUUUAUUAUGUUGUUAACUCGCCACAUUUUAGCAUUUUACCUGAAUUCAAGAUAAAAGUACAGUCGACACAUUCAUACAAAAAAAGUAGGUACUUUGAAUUUAAUUCUGCUGCUAACUACAAGUAUAUACUAGGGAAUCAUAAGUGCUUUGAAACCAAAUAGAUGCUAGGCGACUUACUUACCUCAGCAAAUUAAUGUUCUACAUUAAAAAUACCAUUCCCCGAGCCUUUUUCUCAACUUCGUUGGGGUCGGCUUCCAGUCUAACCGGAUACAGCCGAGUACCAAGCUUUACAAGGAGCGACUGCCCUAUCUGACCUUUCUCAACCCAGUUACCCGGGCAACGCAAUACCAAGGGGUAAUGGUCAUAACCGAUGUCAAAUUGCGCACAAACCACGCCAUAAUUCACACAUCGAUAAACUUAAAACAUGAUUAAUUAUGUACUAUCUAUACCAAGGAUGGCUCGCAUCAUUUAACUAUAACGAUAACAAACCAUAACUAGCUAAGAUACCGGCGAUUUAACAACUGGACGUGGUUCGGUUAUCGUUAUAGUCACUCAUCGUAAAAUAAUUAAAAUAAUAGUUAUGUAGAAAAAGCUAGAUUAGACUAGAUAAACCAAUCGACUUUAAACGAUAGUCCCAAUCUGAAAUAGGUUAUUAUAUCGGGUGUGUUAUACCUAAUCACAUUAAAUUAGAUAUUCUGUUAAAGCAUUUACAUCGGUUUUACUUUUUUUUUUUUUUAUAAAACGUAUGUACUUUAAAUAUUAUUUCCUACGAUUGUCUUUUUAUCGGCGGACUAUCUCAUGGGCGUUUUGUGUCAACUAGCCGGAACUACCAACGCGUGUUACCGUCACGAAGUAAGGCGCCUAACUGAGUAAUGAGAAGACGUGCCUCGCCUCUCCGCCCCACCGCAACUAGUUCCGCGCGGACUAUGGCACAAAGAUAAAAUAAAAUACGUAAAAAAAAAGAAAACAAAAUUCUAUUUAAGAAUAAAAAUGUGCGCGAAUUAGAACACCAUAUAAGAGUCAAUCAUUACAAACAACGGACAUUCUCCCUUGAAAACUGACAGCUAUCGACUGGUCAAUACAUUCAAUACCUACUCCUAACUUUAUCUCUGCUUUUCACAUGAUGCUGUAAAUUAUGAAAACGAAAAAUGACUCCUGUGGCUAAACCACUCAAUGGAUUAGGUUUUUUUUACAAUUCGCCAUAGAAUAUCAUAAAGAUUUAUGUGAUUAGGUACGACCACCCGAUAUAUAUAGUAUAUAAAAUAAAAUCAUAGUUACUGUUUUGGGUCGUUGGUAUUAUAUUAUGUGAGUAUUUUUAGGGAAAUAUAUUGCAAAAGAUUUGCCUUUACAUAAAAGCAAAAUAUGUGUUUUUGUAGUCACAGUUUUGUAGUUAAGGACUUAUUAAUCCUAGUAAUGGACUUUGAGAUAGUUGAUCUAUCAACCGAAAAUCCAUAUUAUACCAAUGAUUAUGCUACGAGUCACUGCCUUAUGAUACAAUUAUCGCACUACUCAAUAGGUGAAAUAAUGAGUACCUACCUACACAAUACUUACAAAGGAUUUAUACUUGUCAUAAAUGCAACCAAAAAGUUGCAUUCGUAUUAAAAUACGUGUAAGAAAGUAAUGUUUAAAAUAUGAAAUUUAAAAUGCAUAUUAAAGAUAGUUUUAGAUGAAUUUCACGACUUGGAAAACUAUAAUUGCACGCUAUCAGAAACGUAGAUAGGCAUUCGUAUAAACAAAAAAGUAAAAGAAAUAAAUACACCCCGAUGACCUACAGGUACUUUAAAGGAACGUUUUGAAACCGGCUGGCGACUACCACCUACUGACCGCAUGUGCAGACUACAUGUGUCCCGUACGAUUUUAGCGCGGUUAAAAAAUGAUUUUUUAAACUGUAACUGUAAUGUAGGUAUGUUCUCUUGCUGAGUCUGAACUACACUUUUUCGCACACUGCUAUAAAAUUAUCUUGUACCUAUAUUAGUAAUAGUCACUUUCAUAUUUUAAGUAUCCCUAUACCUACAAUAAUGUAUGUAGCUAGACCCAAAAAAAAUGUCACAAUCUUUUUAAAAGUCUUACAGGUAGCACUUUUCAUUAUCCAUUUACCUAUUUAGAUUUUAUAUUAUACUUAACCAUAAAUCUAUGAUGUAAAGAUAAAUAAAUAUCAAUCAACAAAACUACUCAAAGGAGUAAUCGAGUAGAUACCUAUUAAAUUAAUCGGAUAAAUAUUGCAGCUAUAGAGUUCAUCAUAACAGGUUAUCUUGACAGCUUCCAAAUUGCUCAAUUCCUUGUAUGCAACUCGUAUAUGAUAAGAAUAGUAAAAUGGCGCAUUCAGAGGCAGCCUCAAAAGUCGUAGAACACAUCUCGACGACGAGAAAGAUAAGCGCAGUGCGAAAUACAGUAGGCCCUAUACUGUUUAUAUUUAAGUACCUACAUAAAUGUAUGUAUCUAUAUUUUAGUUACUGUGGUGUUGUAUUAUACGCUUCAGCCAUCUGGAGAAUCCAAGUUUCGUAACCAGUACUGUAUGAGUCCAUAUAUAAAUAAAAAAAAAAAUUAUGAUACAAAGACUAAAUAUCUACAUACAUAGGGUUCAUCCAGAUAAUAGUUUAUGAAAAAACCUCAUGCAGAUGUUGUUCCGAAAUUCGGGUUCUCUAGACGGAUGAAAAUGUUGUAUUUUUCAAUUUCUAAUAUAGUAUUAGAUGGAGUAGAAUUUUAUUAGACCUAUAUUCGUGAAGAUUAUGAAUGUAUUUGUAGGUUAGUAGAAAACAUAUCUAUGUGCCAAUGUUAUAACCGUUUCGUCUGUUAAAUAAAUUGCUGUCCAGACAGUUUGUCUACAUGGUUUUGUGGGUUCUUUCAAAGUAGUCGUUUCUUGUUAGUGCAGCUACGGUGAGGGUGCCAUUUAACCAUAGCGUUCACUAAAUUUCAUACCAAACUGAACGAAAUACGCACCGUUGCCGUUAUCCACUCACUCACUAGUUCUAUCACUAAACACCUAUAUCACUAAAGUUAUAAUAAAAGACAAAGGACCGAUAGUGCUACUAUUAGUUUCAAGACUUGUAUUACGAACUUACAUGGUCCCUUUCAAGUUAUAAUGUAAGUGUUCCAAGUAAAGAAAGAUACCCUCCCACCAAACCGAGCAAAACUCAUAGGCGGAACACUCGCCGUUUUUAGAUUUCAUAUUUUAGCUUAUAAAUAAAUGUAUUGAUCAUAAUUUAAUAAAUAAAGAUUGUGCAGUUGU